AUGUUUCUGGCUUCUGAGAAAUCUCGGAGCUACAACAACAUCAUGGUGGUGUUGGACUCUUCCGCGUUCCAGCACCCUGGUGUGUCAUCGUCAGGGCCUAAGAUGGUCUCUGAACUGUUAAGAUUAUAUUGCCCUCCUAGACUUAAUGGCGCUGACGGUGUUCAUUCUCGAAAUUCAACGAAACACGAUCGAAACUCCUCAAGAGCCGGUCUCUCGGAUGUAGCGCUACCAGCUCUGGUCCAACUAGGGCCUUUUCGAGUCGCCUGUAGCAGAGCGUUUGUCACCCUCAUCCACAAUGGCAGCGCAAAAGUCAUCUCCCAGGCUGUGACUUGCAGCCCGUCUCCUAGUCGUGUUGGCGACAUCGGUAUGGAAACUCUCGGCCUGAAGACGCAUGGAAAAUGGGGUCAUAACGAAUCAAAUGGAACGACGGAUGGCUCUCGCAUUGUCGGGGAUUUGACGAAGGAAGAUCAAUUUAAAGGUCACCCCUUCGUUCUUCGAUUCCCCGAAACGCGGUUUUAUGCUGAGAUUCCUCUCACCAGUCCCCGCUGGGGUACAUUCGGCACUUAUUGCGUGGUGGAUGAGGAGGAUCGCGUCUUAUUAGAGGACGAGAAUAUCACGGACCUCAAAGAUGUUGCCGAUGCGAUUGUUCAGCAUCUUGAAAAUGUCUACACUGUGCAUUGUCAGGCCCGGCCGGACCGCCUGCUCCGUACCCUCAUGACCGUCAAAGGCCUUCCCAGUGUCGACGACAUCGAGCAACAGGAUUCAGAACCACCGGCGCAAGCCCAGUCUGGAUUGUCUGAGAAGAUGGAUCACCUUUCAAUUGUAGUUAAGGAACUACAUGAUAUACCUCCCAUGUCGACAAGGGUUCAUCAGCCAGAGUUCCCAUUCUUUCAACAACAUGAACAAGUUUUCAACCUCCCACCAGCUCGAGAGAAACACCAAGAACACCUGAGGAGAUGUUCUACCGCAUCGAACCACUUGGUGACGGUGCCAGAAAAAGUCACUCCCUCACCUCUCAGUUCUCUGCUCUUUUCUAGAGCUAGCUCGUUGCUUCAAAGCGCGAUGGAACUGGAUGGAGCUUUGUUCCUGGACGCCUCAAGAAGUAACUCUAGGCGGUUUUCUUCAACCAGCGGUAGUGACUGGGAUGCGCAGUCUAAAGAUGGCAAUGGAACCAUUUCGACACAUUCAUCUAUAUUAUCAUCUCACGGUGGUUGGUCUGAAAAGCUGUGCGAGCCACUGGGGCUAUCACUGUCGCAGUCGCAGAAAGCAGGCUCUUCAUUCAAGCUUGUUAUAACGGAGGCAUUGCUACAUGAUCUUUUCACGUGGUUUCCACAGGGUGAUAUCUUCUAUACCGAUCCUUCCAUACAAUCUCCCUCUGUCCAACCUACCUACAGCGAUGGAUCCGCUGAUGAGCAUGAACACCCAGCGAAUUUUAUUGCUGCGACGCGCCUUGCAAGGGAUUUUCCAGAUGCCAGGUCACUCAUAUUCUACCCUUUGUGGAACUGGGACAGAUCUCGCUGGCUGGCUGGUAUUGUGAUCUGGACAGGCGACAAUGAAAGGUUGCUCGACGAAGAUGAUAUGUACUACUUGAAAACGUUCGCGGAUUUGGUCACCGCCGAAUACCUGCAGAUUGGGUGGACAGCCACGGAAAAGUCCAAAUCAGACUUGCUCUCCUCUGUCAGUCAUGAACUUCGGUCGCCUUUGCACGGUAUGCUCGCUAGUGCCGAAUUGCUACAAGCCACUACUCUCGAAUCAGUCCAGCGGGAUAUGGUGGCUAUGAUUGAGACAUGCGGCCUCACUUUGCUGGAUACGAUGAACCACUUGCUGGGCUUUACAAAAAUAAAUAACCUCACCAAUAUUUCACGCCUUCAAAAAGACAGAACGGAGAACCAAGAGGUAGAUGUUGAUCACCUGGUUUCCGAGUUCGACCUGGGCGCAUUGGUUGAAGAGGUGGCUGACGUUUUGUACUCGGGUCACCGAUCCCGCAUCAAUGCUUCGAAGAUCGCUGGUCGCUAUCUUGACAGCGGAACUGGCGUCAGCAGUCGCACGGUCAGUUCAGAAAGUAAUCAGUCAGAUGAUUCCAAUGACCUUUCUGUUGUCGUUCGCAUCGAAGAGCAACCAUCCUGGGUUAUCCAGUCGGUGUCAGGCGGAUUGCGCCGGGUCGUUAUGAACCUUAUCGGAAACUCUUUCAAAUUCACCCAAUCUGGGCUGAUUGAAGUCUGCUUAUCCCAACGAGUUGACCGUGCCAAUGGAUCAAAGUCGGUGCAGGCGCACCUCUCGAUCAAGGAUACGGGCUGCGGCAUCUCCCCUGAGUUUUUAGAGGAUAAGCUCUUCCAGCCUUUCAUGCAAGAGAACGACUUAACAGAAGGGGUUGGGCUCGGGUUAAGUAUCGUCCGACAGACGAUUUCAUAUCUUGGUGGCACUAUCGACAUCAGGAGCGAGGUGGGGGUGGGCACACAAGUUGAUGUUUUUAUUCCUGUCGAGUUGAUUCAGAGUCCUUCCGAUGAUCUCCACUCAAUGCUUAAUAGCCAGAGCAUGAAGACGACCACUCGAGUCUGCCUGAUCGGCUUGAAUGGAUUCGCUGGCCUUGAUGGCGUCCCAACUCAGGUUUUGAGCACCGAUGCCAAACGCAAACUCUCUAUCUGGGGCGCGCUAAGCAAUGUGCUUCUGAGCCAUUCCGGCUGGGCAGUCUCGUUUGCUGAUUCGAUUGAGAAGUCAGCUGGUGACAUCGGAGUUAUGGAGGAGUCAAUGUUGAAGAAGCUUUCGAGGAAUGGUGACGUUCACGCACACUUUAAAACCGUUAUCAUCCUUGGCCAGCACGGGGUAUCUCUGCCAGGCAACUUUGCCAUCAAAGGAGCAGAUGUCAUCUACCUAUCGCAACCAAUCGGUCCUCGCAAAAUCAACGACGCACUGCGGCGGUAUAAAGUUUCACACCAUGAAUCCAGCCCCUCUACUGAGACUCCUGUAUCUGGUCCUUUCCCCGGCAUUCCCACCCGUGGGCGAUCCUUGUCAGAUGCGUUUGCUCUUGCGAAGGGCACCGAGUCGCCGCCUGUGGUAAAGGAUAGUGUGUCCAAUUACUCUCCUCCAUCCCCCCGAGACACGCAAGGAACGGAUCUACAUAUUUUGCUUGUAGAUGACAACGACAUUAACCUGAAGAUCCUGUCAACUUUCAUGCGAAAAAUCGGCUGUAGCUUUGAGACAGCCAACAACGGACUGGCCGCAUUUGAAAAAUACAAGGAAUCGAGCGGAAAUUAUGACUACGUCUUGAUGGACAUUUCCAUGCCAAUCAUGGACGGAGUAGUCUCCACAAGCAAAAUCCGCGAGUACGAAGAACAACAUUCCCUUCCCCGGGUGGCCAUCAUGGCAGUGACGGGGGUUGCAUCAAGCAGCAUGCAGCAACAGGCCUUUGCGGCCGGCAUAGACGAUUAUCUGAAGUUGCAGGACCUCUACUCCCUAGCCCUCACCACCGUCUCCUCGCUCCUCAGAAAACACACCAUCGACCCCAACACCAUCGGCCGCCUCGAAGUCGGCACCGAGACCCUCCUCGACAAAUCCAAAUCCGCCAAAUCAGUCCUCAUGUCCCUUUUCCCCGAUAACCCGGACAUCGAAGGCAUCGACACCUACAACGCCUGCUACGGGGGCACCAGCGCGGUCCUCAACGCCGUGAAUUGGAUCGAGUCGUCGUCGUGGGACGGACGCGAUGCGAUCGUUGUUGCCGGGGAUAUCUCGUUGUAUGAUACGCCCGCGGCACGACCGACAGGCGGAGCUGGGUGCGUGGCGAUGCUGAUCGGGGCUGAUGCGCCGGUCAUGGUGGAGCCGGUUCGUGCGAGCUAUAUGCGCCAUGUGUAUGAUUUCUAUAAGGGAGAUUUUGGGUCUGAGUAUCCGCUUGUUGAUGGGCAUUUCUCGAAUCAGUGCUAUAUGCGGGCGUUGGAUGGGUGUUAUGGGGGUUUUAGGGAGAAGGUGAGACGGCGGAGUGGGUAUGGUGAGAUGGAUGCUCAUGCGACUGAUAAGCGUCCACAAAAAGAGGGUGAAAAGGAAGGGGGAAUCGACAUGUUUGAUUUCUUCAUCUUUCAUGCCCCGAAUUCGAAGAUGGUUGCUAAAGCUUACGGUCGACUCCUGUUCAACGAUUACCGCUCCAACCCGGGCGCCUUUGACACGGACUCUGUCCCUGCGGAAUACGCUACUAUGGACGUGGACAGCUCGUUGACCGACAAGGGUGUUGAAAGGCUGUUCAUGUCUUUGUCCAAGACGAAGUUCACAGAGCGCGUCAGUCCCUCGCUGACUAUCCCGGCCAACUGUGGCAACAGCUAUACGGGCAGCGUAUGGGCCGGACUCGCAAGCCUGUUAAGCAACAUCUCGAGCGAGACUUUACAGAACAAACGCAUUGGGGUGUAUAGUUAUGGAGCUGGGCUGGCGAGUACACUUCUGACUUUGCGAGUACGGGGGGACAUCGAGGAUAUCGCUCAGAAGUUGAAUCUACACGCGAGGCUAGCGGCCAGGACGGAGGUGACGCCGGAAUUUUACAACGAAAUGUGUCAACUUCGUGAGCAGGCUUAUCAGGCAAAAAACUACCCGCCCAGGGGCAGCGUGGAGGAUCUUGCGCUGGGGACGUAUUAUCUGGUCCAUGUUGACGAUCAGUUCCGACGGCAGUAUGAGGUGAAAUUUUAA
Molecule: messenger RNA, 4668 nt
Organism: Aspergillus affinis
Lineage: Eukaryota; Fungi; Ascomycota; Eurotiomycetes; Eurotiales; Aspergillaceae
Exons: 11
Coding region: 1-4668 (1555 amino acids)
Biological process (GO): acetyl-CoA metabolic process; ergosterol biosynthetic process; phosphorylation
Molecular function (GO): hydroxymethylglutaryl-CoA synthase activity; phosphorelay sensor kinase activity
Source: RefSeq, a predicted model, not a curated record